AUGACCUCUGAUAAGAAAAAGGGGACAUGUGGAGUAGCUUUUGAAACUAUACUAAAUGGACUUGGGUUGUUAGGAAAUCAAUUCCGCACUGCCUUGAUAGUUACAAAAGAAGUUGUGAAAGACAGUGUAUACCCCUUAAAAGAGAAUUGUAUAAGAAGAUAUUACGAGGUGAAUCCAGCUUGGCAUGACAUAGGCAGUAAGACCAGCGUUCCAAAUCAAAAUGCUGUACUAUUUGCAGACUCAGGAGCAUCAGAAACUAUAGAUACUCAAAGUAGUAUUAGGUCUACACUUUAG
Messenger RNA from Cryptosporidium muris RN66, 294 nucleotides. RefSeq lists its product as uncharacterized. The transcript has 2 exons. The coding region runs from base 1 to 294 and encodes 97 amino acids. The record is from RefSeq and is a predicted model, not a curated record. Lineage: Eukaryota; Apicomplexa; Conoidasida; Eucoccidiorida; Cryptosporidiidae.